Messenger RNA from Sphaerodactylus townsendi, 7016 nucleotides. It is a transcript of the gene AKAP11, whose product is annotated as A-kinase anchoring protein 11. Lineage: Eukaryota; Metazoa; Chordata; Lepidosauria; Squamata; Sphaerodactylidae. Gene Ontology annotation, molecular function: protein kinase A binding. The coding region runs from base 648 to 6275 and encodes 1875 amino acids. The record is from RefSeq and is a predicted model, not a curated record. Gene Ontology annotation, biological process: intracellular protein localization. Gene Ontology annotation, cellular component: cytoplasm. The transcript has 14 exons.
GCGUGGAGGGGGGGGGCGUAGUCUCGCGAGAGGUGCCUGGAGGGAUGGGCCGAGCGAGGGAGCUGCCCGAGCGCCGUGGCUGAGCCCCUGAAGAAGGCCGUUUUACCAAAAUGUGCUGAGCUUUCUGAAGACAUGUCAAAUCUUAUGUUUUAAGCACUUUGGAUUCUCUUUUGAUUUUUCUCCUCUAUUUUUUAAGUUGAAGUCAACUUUUUUGUGCAAUACAGAAAGUUCCUCUUUUUUCUCCUCUGCAUAUUGUACUUUUAUUCUUCAAUACAUUUGUGAGAAACUUGAAGUCUGUUUGCCUCUUUAACAUUGUGGCAGAUGGCGGGGAGGCUUGCUGACACAGAGAGAGCGGAGGCUAUCUUGGAAGUUUUUGAACUCUGUUUAAAAACUAACCAACUAUGGAAGGUGUAAAUAGGGUCCAAAGCAAUCAAAGGAAGUUCAGAACAGCAAUGAAAAAGAGCUUUAGUGACUGUGCCUUGCCUCCUAUGAAGGUGUGGCUGCAAAGCCAAAAAGAAUUAUGCGUAGUCUGCACAGAAGAGCUGGAAGAGCGGGGCUAUUUCAAUGAGGUUUGGCUCUGUUCUGACCUUUUUGUGUGUGUUGUGUGACUGAAGGUCACGUUUCUGUGCUUUGCCGAUGAGACAGCCAUGGUUCCUAAGGAAUUCACUGCCUUGUCUGUGGAACUCCUGGAUCUUCUGAAGUCACUUCACAUGUGUAAUUUAAAUGAAAAUGAAGUUAUUUUUUUAAAGGACAUACAUAAACCAUUAUUGACUAGUGAUGUUCUUAAUCCACAGAAUUGCCCUUCACAAAUACUGUGUGUGAUGAGACUGACCCCUUCCCGUCCAAGACUCAGCGUUGAUUCUGUGUUUACGUUGCUGAGCAAGUAUGCUGCCGGUAUAAGAUGUACUAUGGAAACCUGUGCACUGCCGAAGCAUGUGUCAGAUCUACCACAUACUGAGGAGGACGACACAAAUAAUUCAGUGUCUUCAAUUGAGGAUGACUUUGUGACUGCUUUAGAGCAUUUAGAUGAAGAUGAGCCUACAAAGACGACAAACUACGGCCAAUUCACACCUGAGAAACUGCUCCAGGAUGCUUCUUCACAGAUUAUCCUUGCUCCUCACUUAACCUCUGCUGACCCAAGAAUGGUUAUGAAGCCAUCUUCCAAACCAUCCACUCUUCUGGUUAACAUCUUGGAACUUAAAGGACUCUCCCCCUCUGUAAGACGUUCCGUCACAGCUUCUGCUUCUGAUCCCGGGCUACAGAUGGAUUUUUUCCAGCCGCAUAAUUCUUUUGAUCAAAGUGUUAACCUUUUACCUACAACACUGUGUUCUUCCUCUCCAGCGGAGUCAUCAGAAUCCGAAUGCUCUAGUCCAAGCCCAAUUAUUUUCUUAGAUGAAGAAGAGUAUCAAAGAAGUUUGAAGGCAAACCUUCAGGUACCAAAAAUCCCAGUGACAAAAGAUGGCAUAGAAGACUCUGACUCUGAAGUGAGUGAAUUUUUUGAUAGUUUUGACCAAUUUGAUGGACAAGAGCAAGCUUUUCAAACUGCAAACUGUUCAUUGGCCAAGGAUCUGUCUGAAGGUCAUUUAGUCCAAGAGGAAGUAAUUUCAUCUAAAAAGUCAAGCUCCUCAACUUCGAUGAAUCCCCAGAAGUUCAGAUCUGAUUGUUCCGCUUUCCCAGCUGAUGUAAGGAAGCCAACUCCUCGCAAACCAGAAUCUUCAUAUAGUAAGAAUUGUUUGGAUGUCCCAGAUUCCCCCCGUCCACUGAAAACGUCUGGAGAUGACAGUGGAGGUUUGUUCAGCCCUAUUAGAUCAUCAGCUUUCAGUCCAUUGAGCAACUGUUUUUCAUCAGAGUGCCUUUGCCAGCAGGGCAGUAACAGAGAUACCAUUAGCCAGAACCACAAUUUCCUUUACCAUACAUAUUCAGAUUUUGCAGAUACUGUUUCCUGUGAAAUUCUAGGUUCAGUCUUUAAUCCUCAGACUUCAUCAUUACGCAGAUACUCUCAAGAGCUUUCCAACUAUAGCGGAAUUGUCUCACAGGAAGUUAAGGUUCCUGUUGCAGAGAUCAAAAGGGAUAGCUCUAGAGCAGAGGUGGAUAAGAAAAGCCGAUCUAAACAGAAAGCCCUCAUGAUUAAAGACCACGUCCAGAAAUUUGCAUCUGCACUUGUUGAAAAGAGUUUUGGCAAUGCUUUUAAAGACCUUCAGCGGAGUGUUUCUUCGUGUACGAAUGUCCUCUGUCAUUUGGCUGCCAAGCUGACUUCUUCAGCCUUUCAAAUGGCUUUUUAUGAGAUCGGUAGGCAGCGAGCCUUUUCGCUGAAAAGGAAAGCCAUCGGUGGGCUGGCUGGUUUUUUGGUGAGCGAAGCAAUAACAGGGGCUUUGAAAGAACUGCACUCCAUGAAGCAACAAAUAUUUACCAACACGGUGGCAAAGUUUGCAGCUGACCUUGCUGAGGAGCUCAUUUUUGAGGGGAUCAUGGAAGUCUGUCAGUUUUCUCACCCCUCCACACCAGCUACUUCUCAGAACUGGUCCUUCCGCUAUGACGAUAAAGUUGUUCGGUCCUAUGCUGAAGAUUUGUCGGAUUCUGUUAUUCAGGAAGCUUUCAUUGAGUUAUCUCAGGCUGAUGUGACUUUUACAACUCAAGCAGCAAUUAGUGUUUCCAUGAACAACAUAAAGUAUGUUAGUGCAGAAAGUAUUCUGGAAUCAACACAGACCUCCAGUGCUUGCACAGACGUUCAUGAUAAAGUGCCAAUAGCCUUGAACCCAAUGCAUGAAUUCAGAAAGGAAUAUACCCUCCAUACCGCCUUGUUCUGUACUUCUGGCAUUGCCAGUUCAGUCCCAGUGCCCUUAGCUGGAAGGGCACUUUGUCAAAGCCAGCUUUUGAUUGACAAUGCAAAGAGGAAGAAUCGUUCAGCAUCAGGUAGCCAUCCAGAAGCACGUCUGGGCUCUGCAGAAUCAGGCUAUGCAACAAGAAAGAGACAAGAGGAAGUGACAUCUUUAAGAAGUAUUUACCUGACAUCAGGUAACGGUCCGGGUAGUGAAUGUAAUACAAACAGUUUGUGUAGUCGAAGUGACUCUAAACAAGCGUAUAAUCCUGAAAUCUGUAACGUUUCUCACUUAGCUGGGAUGCCAAUCGUUAAUAGUUUUUCUGGGACAAUGGUAGAUAUGAUAGUAACCGAGGCUUACGAAGCAGUAACUUCUUCAAAGGUUUCUAAAACAUCAGAGCAUUACACGGAUAUCUUAAAAAGUGAGAAAAGGCCAUAUUUACAGUGCAUUGGCGAAGACACGUGUAGAAAUGUGUUUGCUAAUUAUUUGGCCAAGCAAACAGUAAAACAGUCUGUAGAUGAGACCAAGUCUCCAUGUUCCGCUACCAGUGAAAAACUAGCAUACUGUGUGGGGUUAGGAACGAAUAAAGAAAACAAUAGACCAGAAUUGCACAAUACAACACAUCCACCUGAAAAAAAGAAGAGUGCUCCAGUAAUUGUGGGCCAGCAGCAGAUGCCCCUAAGUAGCCUGUCUAAAUUUCAUGUCCCUCCAGUUGACUGUAAUAAGCGUCUUCUUUCAGGGCCUACAGACUGUCUUCAGGAAAGGGAGUGGCAGGUAGAUUGCAGGUUUCCUGCGAGCACAAGUGCUCCUUGUUCUGGGACUUUUGUAAAGCAGGUUGAUGAGCUUCCAGAGACAACAAAACCUUCAAAUAAUCCAUUGGAAAUCCACAACAUGCACACCAUAACAUGCUCCACCUCUGGUCAGGAAAGCACUUUCCCUCUGGCUUCUGUGGUGUCUAAUGGGGAUGAUGCAUUUCAUAUGGAAGACAGAUCAAGACUGAGAGAGGGGACUGCAUGUGUUGUCCCAGACACACCACCUCCAACACCUUUAACACCCUCUCAGUCUAGUUCCGACUGGAAUUUAAAAAAUCUGACAAAGCAGCUUAAAGGUGAACUAGCAAAGCAGUUUGCUCCUGCUACUCCUCCCUCUACACCUUACAGAUCAGAUGUGGAUGGUGUGUCUGAAAAUGAACAUUAUUACUUAGAAAAGGAAGAGUUCCUGCUGAAAUUAAUGCGAUCUCUUUCUGAAGAAGUUGAAAGCAGUGAAGAUGAGUAUACUGAAAUGCUAGUUGAAAAAGUCAAAGCAUCCAUAAGGACCCUGGCGUAUGCGGAUCAUCUGGCCUCGUGUAUCAUUUCCGUGGCAACCGAAAUGGCCGCAUCGCACUUGGGUAAUGAAACCAUCCAAAGAAAAGCAAAUGUUCAACAAAAUGUGGAAAGCAAAAGAUAUGGGUCGGCUGCAUGUAUGAAUGUUCCAGAAAAGAAAUUACGUUCCUUACGAAUUUAUGCUAGUGAUGUGGCAGGGAAGGUCAUUAGUGAAGCAAAGAAAAUAGUAAAAUCAAAACACUGCAAACGUUUAAGGCUGAAGCAAGUGAAUCAUCAGGGUGACCAUCGUCAUCUGAAGAGGAGCUGUCAUGAAUGCUGCUCAAAAGGGAAGAAGUUUCUCCUGGCAGACCAGUGGUCCAAGGAGGCAGAUUCCUCCAUACUUUCUUUACCCCAAAGUUCAGAAGCUCCCAGCCUGACCUCCAAAUUUCCAAGUUGUGAAAGUGUAACAGAUGAGUAUGCAGAUCACAUUAUUCGGAUUCUGAAAAGAGAAGGUGGUCACAGCGACCUAAUAAUGGAGCAGUUUGCCAGUAGGCUUGCUUACAGAUCUAUAAAAUCUGGGAUUCAGCAAGCUGCCCGUAAGCUCAAAAUGAAUAGAAAAGUAUCUCCCGGUCAGAAUUUGCAGUUGAACAGUACGUGUGAUCCAUUUGAGCCGGGAAACAAGGAUAUAAAGAAACAGAAAAGUAAAAAUAUACAUCAUUUUGGAAAACGAGCUUCUGAUGGCAAAUGCAGCAGAGGCAGAACGGAAUAUCCAAAGUUAUUAAAAUUAUCAGAAUCCCUCGCCUGCAGUAUAACCUCUGAUGUCAAAGGAAAGUUAAAAAUGUCAUCUGUUUGCUUGCCAAAAUCCUUAACGGAUUCUUGUUUGUAUCAAAAAUCCCAAGUCAAUACAGUCACAGAUGAUCCCCAGACAUUUUCGAAAACACUGCCUCCUUUCUUUUGCAAACAAAAGCGGUAUCAUAGCACAGGCAGUUUAAAUGAAUGUGUUUACAGAGACGGCAUUAUUCAUGCCAUAGAACAAUAUGCUAGGAAGAUAGUAGAUGACACAUUAGAAGUGAGCUUGGAAUCUGCUGCUCUCCAGACUACUGGAAACUGGACUAAUGGAGAAAGAUCAACGUAUGCAGAAAAGCUGUCUCCGUUUUCUGCUACUGCUUGCAGAUACUGCUGUAUGAAGGAGCAUCAAUAUUGUACUGGAAGCGCAGCUGCGCACCUCCCUGGACAAGAACUUCAUACUAACGGACAGAUCUCAAACUCGAGACUAAGCGGCGACUGUCACAAAUCUCAUAAUCUUCACCUUGAUAUUCCUAAAAUUCAUAUUAACAUGGAUGAAAGGGUAGUAUUUGCUGAAAAUGUGAUUGCGACUAGUUUUGACAAAGCAGAGCGGCAGCUUAGCAACACCAGUUUGGCAGCAGAUAGUGGAAUUGGCCAUGAUGGAAUCAGCUUUGCGGAGAGCCUUACUACGGAAAUCAUGACUUCCUGCAUGAUGAACAUUAGUCAGGCUGUCAACAUAAGCUCUGUGGGAGAAGAGGGCUUCCUUUCCGCUGAAUCCGUAGUCAGCCAGCAGCUGGGCCUCAGCACAGGCGAUGACAGCACCGGCAGCUGGUCCAAUCUGAGCUUUGAAGAUGAGCAGGCCGAUGAGAACAGCAGUUUUCUCCACCUCAGCGAGAGUUCAGCUCUGUUCUCUUCUUCCUCUGGCAGUCUUGGUAACAGCAGUAGCUGGAGCAGUCUUGGUUUAGAAGGAGAUAUGUAUGAGGAGAAUUUAUCCUUUCCAACAUCAGACAGUGAUGGAACAGAAGAGAAAGAAGAAGAUCUCAAGAAUACCAUUUUAGGCUUGGAAUGCAAAGGAAAGUCGUUGGUAAUCAUAAACGUUGACCUGGAGCCCUGCCUGGUGGAUUUGCAGCUGAGAAGGACCCUGCAGUGGCUUUCAGCUUCCGAAGCAGAGGUGGCUGAGCUCCGUUUUCACGAUGCUGCUCCAAAGGAGUUUGUUCUGCUGUCGAAGAGGUUGCGAGAGAAAGGCUGGAAAGUGGGAGAUCUCUUCCAAGCUGUCCUGAGGUACUGUGAAGCCACAGAAAAGGCUGCCGAUGGGGAGACGGCUCUGGAAAGCCAGACACUCUUCGGGUGGCUUCAGGACUGCCUCUGAACACCCAAAGUGAUGUUGUUCUGGCAAGUUUCUGUUUCUGAAGGACAUGAAAAUGUGUACAUUUCCCCCCUCAUGAACCUGCUGCUGUCUGCUUCGUGAAGAACGCUGGUUGGAAAGCUAACGUAGCAUUGCUGUCCUGUUCGUCUGGUGCGUGUCUUCAUAGUGAGCCUCUCUGUCCAAUCGGUGUGCCUCUUGUAGCUGUGCUGCAUUCGGAACACUGAGGAGAAUGACUGCCAGGUGUGAACCCAGGCUCUCCGGAAGUUCCGUUGCUUCAGUUCAGUUUCGCUGCUCCUUCUUUUGUUAACCGGUUCUCUUUCGCUUGUCUCAUAUCGUGCCCCAAGGAACUGUGCCACGAAUGUACAUGGAGCCUUCUGGUUUCUCUAGGAGGAGACAAGUAUGAUGCAGAAAUGUCUGUGUGCUGCCACCUACGGUUCCUCCUAUGGUGUGUUUCUGUGUUGCAUGCAGCAACUCAGUGCUCUUCGCACAGGGUUUAGGAUUGACAAGGAGUUGCCAGCAGGUUGCCUGCUACAGUCUGCUGCCUGUCUCAUCCAUGGGCAGCUCAAGUGUCCCCAUGCCCCCCCCCCCCAAUUGCGGAAAAAGACCAUGAGAAGGAACCAGAAGCAGCUACUGGACUUUGCCUGUAUCGGGGGGGGGGGGGGGUUCUUGUUGGAAGGGCCUUUGAGAAGGGGGGAGGGGCUUGUCACACCUCACUUCCCACUCACAAUGACCCUCAAGAAGACC